Boeremia exigua is the source of this 2638-nucleotide messenger RNA. RefSeq names its product ER-golgi trafficking TRAPP I complex 85 kDa subunit-domain-containing protein. The transcript is spliced from 2 exons. Gene Ontology annotation, cellular component: phagophore assembly site; cytoplasmic vesicle; TRAPPIII protein complex. Gene Ontology annotation, biological process: endoplasmic reticulum to Golgi vesicle-mediated transport; protein localization to phagophore assembly site. Bases 207 to 2522 code for a protein of 771 amino acids. The record is from RefSeq and is a predicted model, not a curated record. NCBI's taxonomy places the organism in Eukaryota, Fungi, Ascomycota, Dothideomycetes, Pleosporales, Didymellaceae.
AGAUGCCGCAGUUCGUCCAGUCAGAAAGCUGAGUGGCCGCAACUGCCGUCGUCACCUCAGCGCACGCCAGCACCACAAGCCCCCAGCAACCCGUCGAAUCCGUCUGCAAGCGCCGUAUACCAACAACGAGAACUAGAAUACAUGCCGACGACCCCAGACAACCCGCGCGCACUCAGAACCCCACGGGCGCCCCGCCCAAGCCUCCCAUGACGCCGCCGCAAGAUGCCACGCCCAAAGCCCCCGACUUCCCGCAAAAUGUAGAAGCUUCAGCUGGUCACCAUAAGCAUCGCGCGUCGCCUGCGUCCUCUCUGUCGUCGCUGCCGUACCGCCAAUCGAAUCCGAGUCUUUCCAAGCUAUUCGAGUCGACCACCAGCAUCUCCACGACCGGCUCGCGCCCUAGCUCAGGCACUGCGACGCCCACAGCAACCACGGUACCUGGCUCCGUCUUCUCGCCCGGGUCGCGGUCGAGUGGCAAUAGAACGCCUAACAGCCUCCCGCCCGGCGUGUCAGAUGAAUACCGGACCCUCAUACAGCGCGCGUUUGUGCCACAUGUUGCCGUAUUGGCGGAUGCCGAGACAGAAGCUCUGGUCAGGGGCAAAGGGCUGGAUGGAGGAUUCUUGGAGCUCUUGAGGCCGUUCGGCGAGCAGGUACCGGGCAAAGUCACCAUACGAGAUAGUAUCGGCGCAAGCAAGAGCCAUGAUGAUUUUGGCGUACGCUUCGUCGGCGUUGAGGAUGCGUAUCCAGACCUACGGGGCGGCCAAAGGGCAUCUACAGAGUCCACACGACGGCCAAGACGGACAGGUGGAGAUGUGCCACAGAUAGAAGAAGUUGUCGACCGACACCUGCAAUACUCCGAAUUCAACCACCAGGACCCAAAUGCAGACUACAUGAAUAGAGGAGAGCGAAUCGCGCCUGUUGAGGGCGCUGGAUCACCUUUCUAUACCCUAUACCUACGACGUCUGCUUUCGGGACUUCCUAUCGUACCACACGAGACAUUUGCCCACCCUGUAGCUGGCAUAAUUGCGAUCAGCUCGUCAAACCCACAUCCGAUAGAGGAGCUUCGAAGAUUAUACAACAGGCAGCAUGACGGAGACCUGCGCUUCCCGCAGUGGGUCGAGAACGAUUUCUUACGAUACUAUGUCUUGGUCCACGAUGAGGAGAACGGAGAUAUUGCAAAGUCGAAUCAAACGUUCGAUUCGAUGAAACGACAUUUCGGUCUACAUUGUCACCUUCUCCGUUUGAAGAGCCAGGAAUGUAUACCCUCAGAUGAUGACAGCGUGCGAUUACCAACUUGCGAGUGGAUGUCUGCAGGCGAAGAGCUGGCGGAAAUCCAAAAGCGAGAAACAACAGACGACAUCACCGACCCAACGCCCUAUUUUCCCGACUCCGACAUCAGCAGCCUACGGACCUUCAUUCGUGAGCUCGUCACCCAGUCCAUAAUACCCAACAUGGAGCGCAGUACUGCCACCUGGAAUGAGCAGAUUCUGUCACGUCGCCGCGGUCUCUCAGGUCGCUUCAUGUCCCUUUCCAAGCGAUGGGCACCUUUCGGAAGUUCUCGCAACAGCACGUCCGCCUCGCCCUCUUCAAAUUCUAAUUACGACAGCCUGCAAGGUUUCUACCGCCCUGAUGCCCCCGAAGCCAUCAUGCGCCGACUAGCAGACUACUGCUUCAUGCUUCGAGACUGGAAACUUGCACUCUCAACUUACGACAUCCUACGUACUGAUUUCCAGAACGACAAAGCAUGGCGGCAUUACGCUGGUGCUAACGAGAUGGCUGCUCUGUCUGCGCUCAUGGCACCAACCCCAAUGAGCUCAAAGAACAGAAGCGAGAACGUCGACACCUGGAUCGAAGCUGCUUCCUACUCCUACACCGACCGGCAGCGAUCCGCGGCCCCGUACUACGCCCUCCGCACGCUCGCCCUCUCAACCGAACUCCUGCGCUUACGAGGAUCCAGCGCUGCCGACGAUGCCGCGCGCUGGGGCACUCGCAUUCUCGAAGCAGGGCUCGUAGGCAACAUUGGCCACGCCCUAGUCACAGAACGCAUAUCCGCAUGCUACAGCAUACGCACUGGUAUCGGGACCUACCGUCUCGGCAAUCGGCGGCGCAAAGCGGCGCUCUGGGCGGUCCUGGCUGCGGAGUCGUGGUGGCGGCUGCAGCGCAGCCAGCAGGCGGAGAAGGCUCUGGACAAUGCCCUACGGCUCUACAACACGCGCGCAGAGUCGAGGGACGGCGGAGUUAUCCGGUUGCCGUUUGAGGAUAUGCAGCGUUUCAUCGACGAGCUGAGACAGCAGAUCCUCGGGCUCAGGCUGACGAACAAGGGCUUUGCGGAAGGGCGGGGCGAGGAAGAAGGGGACGAGAAGGACGGCGGGGAGGUCGAGGAAGAGGCUGAGACACUCGACAGGAGCCCGAGGGCGCAUAGGAAGAGUCUGAGUAACCCACUACAAGGAACAGAUGUCGUGCCUAUAAGCCCGGCGCUUGAAAGGGGCGAGAAGAGCGAUCCUUUCGCGGAGGGGUUCGAGUGAGAGGUGGACGAUGUAAUGAUGUCAAGUCCCGAAAUGUAGUCACGCAUGGCGAGGCGUCAUACUGAGCAUAUAAUACACAAUGCUACCGUGCAUGUCGCUUCACAAUCCCACGGGUG